This is a messenger RNA of Lotus japonicus, 2493 nucleotides long. Its product is annotated as calmodulin-binding protein 60 A. Gene Ontology annotation, cellular component: nucleus. The coding region runs from base 555 to 2192 and encodes 545 amino acids. Gene Ontology annotation, molecular function: calmodulin binding; sequence-specific DNA binding; DNA-binding transcription factor activity. The record is from RefSeq and is a predicted model, not a curated record. NCBI's taxonomy places the organism in Eukaryota, Viridiplantae, Streptophyta, Magnoliopsida, Fabales, Fabaceae. The transcript is spliced from 7 exons. Gene Ontology annotation, biological process: regulation of salicylic acid biosynthetic process.
CCCAGAGCCUAAGGCUGAGGUGUUCCCUUCUCAUCUUCCUCACUUUCAUAAUUCAUUCCUCUCCCCUCCUCCAACUCCAACUCCAACUCCAACUCCAACUCCAACAACAAUCAAAGGUCAUGGUGGCGCUUCUUCAUCUCCCGUGUCGUUUCCACAAUUGUCUGAAUCCAAAUCAAAAGGUAGUAGUAGCAGUAGACGACGAGAGAGGUUGAAGGAAGCAAGAAGCAUCCCACACCGAACAAACUCAAAACAUGACAACAUGAGUGAAGCAAAAAAAGUAGAAACAACACAAACAUAGAAAGAAAGAAAGAACCCUAUUUAUUAAAUUGGUUUUUGGAGUUUUACACAGUGGUGGUUGGGCACUUGGGCUUGUUGUCGUUUACCCGUUACUUCCUCUUUUUGGCGUCACAAUACGCAGACAGAUACACACACCGUAUAAAUAUGCUGUUAUUGUUCUGCUGUUUUUGUUCCUAUCUUCCGAAGCCGCAUGCUGAUUGCUGAUAUGCCCAUCACCGCCGCAUAGCCUCUUUCUUUUUGCUUCUGGUUCUUCGGUCAUGUCGCUCAAAAGGGGUGCCGAUGAUGGCAAGAGUUCCGAUGAUAAGCGUAGAAAACCUCCACCUUUCUCCAGUGUGGUGCGGGAGGUGAUGAAGUUACAAUCAGUCAGGAAUGUGCUGGAGCCAAUUCUUGAGCCCUUGGUUCGGAGAGUGGUUAGGGAGGAAGUUGAGUUGGCUCUUAAGAAGCAUUUAUCCAGCAUGAAACAGGCCUAUGGAAAGGAAAUGAAUAUUACUGAAUCAAGAACUUUGCAGCUACAGUUUGAAAACGGCAUUUGUCUUCCAGUAUUCACUGGAGCUCGAAUCGAAGGAGAGGAUGGCUCCAAUUUAAGGAUAAGUUUAGUUGAUGCCGUAACAGGGAAGGUUGUGAGUACAGGACCUGAAUCUUCAGCUAAGGUCGAAAUUGUAGUCCUUGAGGGUGAUUUUGAAGAAGAAGGUGGUAUUUGGAUGCCUGAAGAGUUCAAGAGCAAUAUUGUGAAAGAAAGGGAAGGAAAAAAGGCCCUCCUUACAGGAGAUGUAAUUUUUUAUCUAAAAGAUGGGGUUGGUGUGGUGGGUGAAAUUUCAUAUACAGAUAAUUCAAGCUGGACAAGAAGUCGUAGGUUCAGGCUUGGGGCAAGAGUUGUGGACUACUUUGAUGGUAUUAGAAUAAGAGAAGCAAAGACAGAGUCAUUUAUUGUCAGGGAUCACAGAGGAGAAUUGUACAAGAAGCACCACCCUCCAAGUUUGUCUGAUGAAGUUUGGAGACUGGAAAAGAUAGGCAAGGAUGGAGCUUUCCACAAGCGUUUGAGUCGGGAAAAGAUCUAUACUGUUAAAGAUUUUCUCACACUUCUCAAUCUGGAUCCAGCAAAGCUGCGCAGUAUACUUGGCACUGGGAUGUCUGCAAAGAUGUGGGAAGUGACUCUGGAACAUGCUCGAACUUGUGUACUUGAUAUGACGAGGAACCUGUACUUCCCUGCUCAUUCACAACAAACCGGUGUUGUCUUCAAUGCAGUGGGACAAGUGACAGGACUGAUCUCUGAAGGCGAGUAUGCCGAUGUAGAUAAGCUGUCCGAAACUGAAAAGGCUGAUGCUCAAAACUCAGUUAUUUCUGCACUUAACCAAGGGGAUUUUGCCUCUUUUGAAGAUGAAGCCUCCCUCAUCGAUCGGUCUUCGCACUUAACUAAUGCACUUUACUCCCCAAGCUCUCCCAGGACCGAGGGAUCAAGUGCAAACAAACUUUUGGGUCCUCAAAAGCCUGGAGGGUUCGAUUACACCCCAGCAAGUGCCUCUUCUCCAGAUAUCAUGUCGUCCAUUUAUUCCGUUGCUGGAACUAGUGGCUUGGAUGACUAUGGCUUGUCUAGUUUUGACAGCAUGAGCCUUAGAUAUGAUCAAGCUCUUGGUUUUCCAGUCUCCAACUCUUUGAUCUGUGACACAGAUUCAAUGGCCCAUGUUUUUAGUGAUGAAGAUCAUUUGCAGUUUUUCGAUACUGAUCUCCAAUCACAGUUCCACAUCCAAGCAGAUUUACAGAGUGCUGUUGAUAGCUUCAUGGUGGCACGCACUACGACCGUGGCCAAUGGUAAAGCUCAGAGGAGAUGGCGAAAGCUGUUCAACGUUCUGAAAUGGUUCAUGGUGAGGAAACGACCAAACCAGAGAUACAGGUAACUAGUUGUGAAGAACAUGAAGGUCCAGUUAAGCUUGUAGAUUGUGUUCAUGAGUGCAGCCCAAAAGAAUGUUUCUUUCAGUUGAAUGAGAAAAGUUGUGGUUUCUUUUAUAUGUAAAUACAUCUUUUGUGCAUUGGCUCUUAUUAGCCAGAGAUCUUAGAGUUGCUAGUCUCUUUUGCUGUCUAAAAUUAAGUUGUAAAUACUUGUCUUUCACAGUUAGGAGAGGAUUUCUGGUUGAUGGCAGAUGCUUCAUAUUUUUGUAAGCAUGGUUGGUCCAAUAAAAUCAAUUCCCCCCUUGUGAA